Quercus robur (English oak) is the source of this 4185-nucleotide messenger RNA. RefSeq names its product potassium transporter 10-like. Gene Ontology annotation, biological process: potassium ion transmembrane transport. Gene Ontology annotation, cellular component: membrane. The record is from RefSeq and is a predicted model, not a curated record. Bases 2075 to 4051 code for a protein of 658 amino acids. NCBI's taxonomy places the organism in Eukaryota, Viridiplantae, Streptophyta, Magnoliopsida, Fagales, Fagaceae. The transcript is spliced from 7 exons. Gene Ontology annotation, molecular function: potassium ion transmembrane transporter activity.
ACUCUUACAACUAAGCUCUUUUUUCUGUCUUCUCUGUCUUCUGUCUACUAGUCAUAUGGCACUUCAAGGCCAAGACUGAAAGGUCACAAGCAACAAACUAAACCCACUUUCGAAAUUUUCACCAAAAAAAAAAAAAAUACACAAGUAAAUGCCUAUCAAACUCUCUCUUUUCCUUUUUUGCUUUCAGUUAAAUGCGUGUGGUUCUCUUCAAAUCGGUUUCUGGGUCUUUUUCUUUCAUUUCUGAUCAUUUGGGACUAAACCCAUCUGGGAAUACUGACAAGCAAUUAUAUGAUAUAAUGCUUUCAAAUAUAUAAUGGUGCAAUGGAACUGUUUGAUAUGCAAUUGGGUUUGUUCUUUUUUUUUUUUUUUCUGGGUUUUUGUUCAUCAUCAGUAUAUCAGCUUGUUUUGCAUUGAAAUGAGUUAAAGUUCCAAGCUUUAAUUUUGGUUUCAUUUUAAACUUACUUCCACUUCUCUUGGUGUUGGUGGGUUUAAUGAAUCAGCUCAUCGUGGGAAUGGAUUUGAAAUGAGCAUCAGAUUUAUAGACUCUUGGACUGGGAACUAAGUUUGGUACUUUGAUUUGUAGUUUUAGUCCUUCAUCAAACAUCUUUUCUUGUGAGCUUCAUAUUUGAUUUCAAUGUAAGUAUGGAUUUUAAGUGAAGACUUGUUCUUAUUGUUAAAUUUGGUUGAGAAUAGUAUUAAGAUUCGGAUUUUGAUUAUGCAUGGUUCUUGUGCUGACUCAUUUGUCUUCUUUUUCUUUGUCAUUAUUAUCUGCAGCUUACCACAUGAAUAGGCUGUGGUUAGUUUGGCUGUUUCUGCCAUCAUUAAUCCGAGUUUAUCUUUAUACCAUGAUGAUCUGUUCAAUUUCAUCAUUGUUUAGUUGGGUUUUAUAACCUGUCUAUUUUAUCUGUCUCAUUUCUAAGGACUAUAGGCUAUUGUAGAUCCCAUCUCUCAACCAUUAGGAGAUAAUGCCUAUCAGAAUCUAUAUUCUAUUUUGAGUUUUGGAAAACACAACUCUUAAGAGUUGAAAAUUCCAUCAGUUUAUGUGAAUCUGAAAAACUGUCUGCAUUGGUGCAUAACUUCUUGUGUUUAAUAGAAUCUGCCUGCAUAUUUUCCAAGUAUUCUGAUGGAAAUUAAAAACUUUCACAAUGUAAGCAUUGAUAUUCGUUUUAAUAUUUCAUAAUCAUCAAUUUUUAUAAAUCACUGCUUUCAGCAUCAGUUUUUAUCUGUUUUUCACAAGGGCUGGGCUUGUAAACUCAUAAUGGAAUCAGUUAAUGUGUGCCUGAUAUGUAUAUGUAUCCCAACAGCUUAAGCUUUUGGCAGCAAUGUUUUCCAACAUGUUAUCAGAGCCUUGUUUGUCUAGAAUGUGUUGUGUUCAAAUAGUGGGAAUCCCCAGUCAUUCUUUUAUUUCAGUGUUUUUUGUUUCCAUUGCAUUUUAGAGUCUAAGUACAGAAAUUAUGUGCAGAAUCAUUUAGAGUUGAAGAAAUUAGUUAUAAUGUAGCAAUUAUAAAUAUCAGCAUAUUAUAUGGAUUUGCAAGAAUUUAGAAUCAAUUAGGAUUUUUGAAAAUGGGUUUAUGUAUUAUAACUUUUCUUAGUGAAUGAUCUGUACUCAUCAAACCUGCUAGGCUUAUACAAUGUUGAAUAAGAUAGGAUGAGUGCAUAAGAGUUCUAUUUCUGUUUCCAACUCAUUUAUAAAGUACAGAUUAAAACUGAAAAGGUAGUUAGCUACCAUAUUUUGUUUUACAAUUAAGGAUAUAUAAUUAGAUUUUGUGAUGAAUUGAUGUGUGAAUUUGUGGCCUUCAAUGCAGAUUUUUUUUUUUUUUAUAAAGAUGAGUAAGAAUUGAGGAAGCAUAUUCAGAGAGGUUAUCUGGUGGAAGAGGGAAAAUUUUUUUGAACUGAGGCAAAUGGCUUCGGUCAUUCAGAAUGACGAAGACACUGAUAAUAGAGGUCAAGUGUGGAUUUUGGAUCAGAAGCUUGAUCAGCCCAUGGAGGAGGAGGCUAAGAGGCUUAGAAAUAUGUACAAAGAAAAGGUGGAACGUUUGCUCUUUAUUCACUACUCUGCCGACAUGCGAACAUAAUGAUUAUUCCAAACCAAGAUCAGACUGAUGAGGAGCUAACAACAUAUAGCCGUUCCAUAUUCCCUGAAAAAUCAUUUGCUGCUAGAACCAAGAGAUGGUUGGAGGAAAAUGCAUUCAAGAAAACUGCACUUCUUGUUCUUGUACUCAUUGGCUCUUGCAUGGUGAUUGGGGAUGGCAUUCUGACUCCAGCUAUAUCAGUUCUAUCUGCUGUUGGCGGGAUAAAUGUGGGCCACUCCAUGAUAAGUAACGAUGUAGUUGUGCUUGUAGCUGUUGCUAUACUAGUAGGUUUAUUUAGCAUGCAACACUAUGGUACUGAUAGAGUUGGUUGGCUAUUUGCCCCAAUUGUGCUCAUUUGGUUUUUCUUAAUUGGAGGUAUUGGCAUAUUCAAUAUUUGGAGAUAUGAUAGUAGUGUCUUGAAAGCCUUUUCUCCAGUGUAUAUAUAUCGUUAUUUUAAAAGGGGAGGGAAAGAUAGUUGGACAUCUCUUGGAGGUAUUAUGCUUAGUAUAACAGGAACAGAGGCACUUUUCGCUGACCUAUCCCAUUUUCCAGUUGCAUCCAUACAGAUUGCUUUCACAGUAAUUGUAUUUCCUUGCCUUCUUCUUGCCUAUUCUGGACAGGCAGCAUACCUUUUGAAGAACCCAAAAUGUGUGGGGGGUGCAUUUUAUCAUUCUAUUCCAGAUAAAAUAUAUUGGCCAGUGUUUCUUGUUGCAACUGCAGCUGCUGUUGUUGCAAGUCAGGCCACCAUUUCUGCGACUUUUUCAUUAGUUAAGCAGGCCCUUGCACUUGGCUGCUUCCCAAGAGUGAAAGUUAUACAUACCUCAAAGAAGUUCCGCAACCAGAUAUAUAUUCCUGAUAUUAAUUGGAUCCUUAUGAUUCUCUGCAUUGCGGUGACAGUUGGAUUCAAAAAUCAAACCCAAAUUGGAAAUGCUUCUGGCACAGCAGUUGUGAUAGUCAUGCUGGAAACCACAUUGCUUAUAACUCUAAUCAUGAUAUUGGUAUGGCGCUGCCAUUGGACAAUUGUGCUGAUCUUCACUGGCUUGUCACUGGUUGUGGAGUGCACUUACUUUUCUGCUGUACUACUGAAGGUCAAUCAAGGUGGUUGGGUUCCUCUUGUGAUUGCAGCAGCCUUUUUCAUCAUCAUGUAUGCUUGGCAUUAUGGUACAGUAAAACGCUAUGAGUUUGAGGUGCACAGUAAGGUUUCAAUGGCAUGGAUUCUUGGGCUUGGCCCCAGUUUAGGACUUGUUCGAGUCCCCGGGAUAGGACUUGUGUACACUGAGCUAGCAAGUGGAGUACCUAACAUCUUUUCCCACUUCGUCACCAACUUACCCGCAAUUCACUCCGUUCUUGUGUUUGUCUGUGUGAAGUACCUUCCUGUUCACAUGGUCCCAGAAGAAGAGAGAUUCCUAGUAAAGCGGAUUGGACCCAAGAAUUUUCACAUGUUCCGUUGUGUUGCAAGAUACGGCUAUCAAGACCUACAUAAGAAAGAUCAUCAGUUUGAAAAAAAGCUCUUUGAUAACCUGCUCCUGUUUGUUCGGUUUGAGUCCUUGAUGGAAGGGUCUUCAGACUCAGAAUAUUCUAGUUUAGACGGUGAGGAAAUUGAUCAGUCUGACAACAUCCUCUUUAACAAUAAUGGCAAUACAUGUCACUCCAAUGCAGGUAACACGGUUUCAUCAGAGGACUCAAUUGUGAUCGUUAAUUCUUCAUUGCUUGCAAACGAUACCAUCAGGUCAUGCAGCCAAGCAAGCAACCAGAUUGAGACUGAUGAGUUAGAAUUCUUGACUGCCUGUAGAGAUGUUGGGGUUGUGCACAUACUAGGGAACACGGUAGUGAAAGCUGCGAGGGAUUCAGGGUUGUACAACAGGAUAGCCAUCGAUUACAUAUAUGCAUUUCUACGGAAGAUAUGCAGAGAAAAUAGUGUGAUAUUCAAUGUUCCACAGGAGAGUCUGUUGAAUGUUGGGCAGAUAAUGUAUGUAUGAUGCGCCGGUUCUAACCAUAUUCAAUGUAAUUUGUUGAUGCCAAUAUCACCUGUCAUCACCACCUUUAGCAAGGAGUGACAUUGCUCACAACAGUGUCAACUUUGAUAUUACUAAUGGAUAUGGUUUAAAACUUA